Messenger RNA from Diaporthe batatas, 1235 nucleotides. RefSeq lists its product as uncharacterized. Lineage: Eukaryota; Fungi; Ascomycota; Sordariomycetes; Diaporthales; Diaporthaceae. The transcript has 2 exons. The coding region runs from base 117 to 1004 and encodes 295 amino acids. The record is from RefSeq and is a predicted model, not a curated record.
ACCCAGCCUGCCCAACUGUUUCGCGACAGCCCUCAAGUGCUCUGAGCAAUCUGUUAGAUACCUUGGUCUGUUGGUGCACACCAUAUCCUGUUGGUCCCUUGGAGUUCCCCUGCCACAUGAUAAAAGGCUGCAGUCUCUGCCACAAAUCUCCAGGGCUGUUUCGACCAGACCAGAAUCUUCACCCACAUCUUCCUCACGCCCAAUCAAGCAUUGCAUACCUGGCAAAAAUGUCUCCCUCAAAGCCCGUUAUUGUGCUAGUCCCUGGGGCUUGGACUCCCCCAGCAGCAUACCACAAGCUUGUUGACAUUUUGAAAAGCUCCCCUUAUAAUUACACUGUUCACUCUCCUUCCUUGGCUUCAAACAAUGGCGCCGUGGCGCCUAACACUUUUGAGGCUGACGUUGAGGUCGUCCGCUCUGCAGUGGAACCACUUGUGACAGCCGGCAACGAAGUGGUCCUCGUCAUGCACUCGUACGGUGGCGUGGUUGGCUCCAGCGCCUCCAAAGACCUCACCAAGAAGGAUCGUCAGGCUGCGAACCUUCCUGGCGGGAUUUCUCACCUUUUUUAUAUCAGUGCCUACCUCCUCGCAAAAGAUCAAAGCGCCUGGGACGUCCUUGUGGAGGCGGGAGGCGACACUCCUGAGCGCCGGACGCUGGUCGAGUUCAAAGACGAUGGGACCUGGCUUCCGACGGACGCCGUUUCCGGCCUGUACCACGACCUAGAUCCAGAGGACCAAAAGGAACAAGUUGAAGGUAUACGGCCUCAUAAUUUCACGGCACUGUUGGGCAAGGCGACGCAUGAGCCGUGGAGGGAUGUCCCGAGCUCGUACGUCUACUCGGCGGAAGACCUAUGGGUGCCUCCGUCGUUCCAGGACAUAUGUUUGAACAACGCGAAAAACGCGGGCGUGCAUGUUGAUAUUCACAAGUUUCCCUGUGCCCACGCGGCCUACGUCAACCAUCGCAAGGAGGUCGCCGAGUUGAUACAUCAAGCGGCGGUCCCAAAAUAGUCCGAGUGAGACUAAAAGAAUGCUCGGUCCUGUGCUGAAUACAUUCGACGUACUUGGAGUCAACGUGUACUACUUCACUAUCCCAUAGAGAAUCUCGGGCCACCUUUCACAACAUAUUACUUACAAGACGUGACUUAGGUAAACUAGGAAUGUUCUAUUUGGACUUCAUUCCUAGACAUGUAAAAGUAUAUCAGAGACAGUGCUUCGGAUAAUUUAAGCACAAGCUUCAAC